AUGAACACAGCGAACUCUGCCAGGAACCCGAGGCUGUCGUGGAAUACGUACCAUCGGCAAGUCCUAUGCUGCCUCUACCGUUUUUUUGAGUGCAACAAAGACCAACUCUCAGCCCUUUUCUCUACAAUCUUUCGAGCCGACCUGAUACACUGUGGCUUUGGGAACAACGAUAUCUCAUACGUCACGCUCAAUGCUCAGUGGUCUUGGUUGAAACGGGAGAAGCGCCCAGUGUGGCAUCACGUCCACAUCGACACCGAGUUCCGAACGGACCGAGAAUGGCAAGGCAUUAUCCAUAAAAUUCGGAUCACUGCAUUCGAGUUAGGGCUUCGGGUCCAGGAGAAAUUGUUUGACACCAUCUGUAUCCCUAACGACGAUUUUGAUGUCAACAACAACUUCGGUGAGUAUCUGACAUCUGUGCUAUUAGCAAGCCAGGCCGGAGAGCAGUCCUCCUCUACUGCUGCUGGUGCUGGUGCUAACGAUGAUGUCGUGACUGAGGACCCCUUCGUCGGGGAAUCCUCCUCAGAAAAUCUCCUAUCCCCCUUCACCGUUGCUACGGGCACCCCAACGAGCGAGGCUACGACAAUCCUUUCUGGCGACAACCGUAAGACGCCUGAUAUUCACAUUCCAGUUGUGAAUAGUCCUCCUCGGGCAGAAAUCUAUGUCGCCUACAACCCGAGUCAAGAUGAUGAACCUUUAGUCACCAGCCACGGCAAGGUUUGUUUCUGGUGCGUAAGAGAAGGGGAGCAUCCUGAGGAUCAUACGCCAACCGCAAGCCGUGUUGAUGAAAGCCCCCAGGGUCACAACCAGGAAGUCAAUGAGCCCUGUGUGCGGGAAAGUCCGACACUCGAUGCUGAGAACGUUGCUCCAGCUGAUCUCAACAUGCACGAUUCGAACCACCUUCCUGGCCUAUGUGGUGUCGAUGAGCUGCCACCAUUGCUCUAUCGUUGGUCGAACACCAACUCUCAGGGCGUGAACACGGAGUCUAUCCUUGUCGCUGGUUGGUUCACAGGAAGCUACCCUAAUGUCACUUUCCCUGGACAAUUAUCCCAAGAAGAAUUUCUGGGAAUCUUCACUUCUCAUGUGACAAGGGUACACAUUCCUACACCUUUCAUUUCGGCGUUUGCGAGACCACUGGCCCCGAUCCAUCGAGCGUUGAGAAAUCGUGACGAUGCCAAAAUCUCAGUGGUCGAUCCUCGGAAGCUACCGACUCCUGUCUUCAAUGCACAGCCAUUGGCACAAACCACUGGGACCACUGUUCGUCGGUGGAAAGGGUACGGCGAGUUCGCGAUCUGGGGUUAUGUUCCCAGUGAGGCAGUUGUCUGUACGUUUGACAUUGCCACUCUGGAAGAUGUAGCCUCCCGUGAUCUCGAGAUCCAGCAGUUUCUCCAGCUAUCCCUUAUCCAAGCGGAGGGGACAUGCCAUCGCCGUCUGCGCCAAGACUUACGACUCAAUCUCCAGACUCAGGGCCAUAAAGACCAUUCUUCGAUCCUUGUGCGUCUAGCGCAGCAGCUCGGUGUAACCGAAGAGUAUUGCUGGUAUUUCGCAACGGAUAUUCACCAGGCAUGGACAAUGAAUCUUGGGGAUACUUGUCGGGACAGUGAGGAACUGCUAGAUUCGGCCAGCUCGCCGGAGCCCGUCGUGUCGGAAGAAAUACACUACGCUCUGGGUAACCAAGAACGGAGAGUUGCGCGGGGCAUGAGUGAGUCGACCAGAUCCUAUGUGCCACCCAAGAGUGACGAUGGGAGCUGCUCAGAGUCCAGCUCCGAGGAGAACAACAUGUCCCAGUCUCCGGAGGCUCACUGUCCACGGCGUGAUACGCCUAGCCCCGACUUUUCUGUCGCUAGUGACACAGAUAACUCCGUGCAGUUGAAUGUUCGCCCGCCCGGUCGUUGCCCGACUAUUAAUGAGGUGGAAAUGCUUGAGGUUGCUGUGCCGCCGACGCCGCCGAGCACGAGUCGAUACUUUCAUCGCCCUGCAAAUGUUAGUUCGACUGUGCCCCUCCUCGCCUUCGGCCCAGUUAAUCUUUCAACUGCUCUAAAUGAUUGUAUUGAUUUUGAUGACGAGUCUCAGUGGCCUUCGGACGGAGAGACCUUCAAUGGGAAUGACACACCGACCACGUCUCGAUACUUUGACCCGGCAGCGGCAAGUCGUGGGGGUCUGCAGGAGAGAAAUCUAUUUGUUUUAGGUGGUGACGAGAUGAUGGGCAUAUGA
This is a messenger RNA of Penicillium cataractarum, 2211 nucleotides long. RefSeq lists its product as uncharacterized. The record is from RefSeq and is a predicted model, not a curated record. Lineage: Eukaryota; Fungi; Ascomycota; Eurotiomycetes; Eurotiales; Aspergillaceae. Bases 1 to 2211 code for a protein of 736 amino acids. The transcript has a single exon.